This is a messenger RNA of Argentina anserina (silverweed cinquefoil), 987 nucleotides long. Its product is annotated as multiple organellar RNA editing factor 2, chloroplastic-like. Gene Ontology annotation, cellular component: mitochondrion. Gene Ontology annotation, biological process: cytidine to uridine editing; mitochondrial mRNA modification. The transcript has 4 exons. Lineage: Eukaryota; Viridiplantae; Streptophyta; Magnoliopsida; Rosales; Rosaceae. The record is from RefSeq and is a predicted model, not a curated record. Bases 24 to 764 code for a protein of 246 amino acids.
UCACUAUCACUAUUCCCCAGAAAAUGGUUCAAACCCUAGUCCGAACCAUAGCCAUGGCCGCCACCACCACCACUCGCAACGCCACAAUCUCCUCCCUCAUCCCCAAACGCCUCCUCUCCUCCACCUCCAGAAUCAGCCAACCUCCCUCCAUCCCCUCUCUCAUCCUCGGCCGUCGAUCUCUCGCCCCGCUCUCCCACGCUGUCCGUCCCUUCCCCGCAGCCGCCGCCACUCGGUUCACCGCCAUCCGCUGCCGCGUCAACCGCUCCGGCGGGUCGUACUCCCCCCUCAACUCCGGCUCCAACUUCAGCGACCGGCCGCCGACCGAGAUGGCUCCACUCUUCCCCGGCUGCGACUACGAGCACUUCCUCAUCGUCAUGGACAAGCCCGGCGGGGAAAAUGCCACCAAGCAGGACAUGAUCAAUUGCUAUAUCCAGACCGCCGCUAAAGUCCUCGGCAGUGAGGAAGAAGCGAAGAAGAAGAUCUACAAUGUGUCGUGCGAGAGGUAUUUUGGUUUUGGCAUAAACAUUGAUGAGGAGACCUCCAACAAGCUUGAAGGUUUGCCCGGAGUUCUUUUUGUGCUUCCGGAUUCGUAUGUUGAUGCUGAGAAUCAAGACUAUGGGGCUGAGUUGUUUGUGAAUGGAGAGAUAGUUCAAAGGUCUCCGGAAAGGCAGAGGAGGGUGGAGCCACAACCCUCACGAGCUCAGGACAGACCACGAUACAAUGAUAGAACUCGAUAUGUGCGCAGAAGGGAAAAUGUGCGGUAAAAGAAUGGCAGGCUUGCAAUGUAAAUAAUUUGAUUGCUAUGGUGAGAUGUGGUGCCAGCAAGCAUAUGGAUGGAGCUAGUCCUUAUGAGUCAUGAUUGUGCUGCCGGUUGGUUGAUAAGUGCUUUUAAGUAGCUAUGAAAUUUGAUUGUGAUUCUCCGCUGUGAUGAGAUUGAAAACCUAGAAGCAAUUUCAUAAUUUGUGAUAAUUUUGAUUACUUCCAUCU